UAGGUAGGUCCUUGAAACUGCUCGGUUCUAGGACUAAUGAUGUGCAUUGUCUAUAGCACUCUGUACUUCUAAGUCUUGUCAGAAUUUCGACUCAGGACACUUCGCAGCAAUGUCCUUCUCAAACGCAACUUCAUCCAUUCUCUUUAUAUUUGGUCUUGGCUUCAUCGUUCGUGCCUCUGUUGUACAAACCGGCCAAGGACUGCAGACCCACCAACUCUUCUAUGUAUCAGCGAUGAUCUGCCUGGUCUUCCACAUCGGCAACAAACUUGCCAUUUAUAUCUUCCUUCUAGAACGUGCCCGUGUUGCCCGCGCUCCAUUCGUAUCUCGCCUCAAAGACCGCGUCUGGCUGCUCGGUAUAUUCAUCAUAUGCGGCGGCUUCGGCACUAUCGCCAUCAUCGGCUGCACUUCGCCCGUCGUCGAGCUCGACGGCCGGUGCCGUAUUGGGCUCCCGCCCACGUCAGCUUCCUCCUGCUCUGCUUCGAUGUCGCCGUCAACUUCUUACUGACUGGCGUGUUCUUCUGGCUUCUCCGCCCGGUGCUAGAAUUCCAUGGUUUGCUGAAGAUGAGCACCUGGCUCGUCGAGAAGUUCACGAGUAAAGUGAAGCACAACAUCAGGA
Didymella exigua CBS 183.55 is the source of this 616-nucleotide messenger RNA. RefSeq lists its product as uncharacterized. Lineage: Eukaryota; Fungi; Ascomycota; Dothideomycetes; Pleosporales; Didymellaceae. The transcript is spliced from 2 exons. The record is from RefSeq and is a predicted model, not a curated record. Bases 110 to 505 code for a protein of 131 amino acids.